AUGUCGCGGUGUCCUGCAGGGGAUCAGAAGAUGGAAUAUAAAGCAUUGCUUCUGCCAUAUGAGCAGGAGUUACAGAUUGUCCAGAGCAAAUUGCAGUUGCUCCGAGCAUCGACUUGGAGAGGACGCCGUAUUCUGUUGGGUGGAUACAUCACAGCCAAGCACAAGUCCGCACUAUCCAUUGUGUACCCGAGACCUGCAGGAGUGGGCGAAAUAUUUGAGGAUGCUACGUGUCUUACAUUACCUAGCACACCUCAUUUUGACGAGUUUUGGAAGACACGGAAGGAACGAACUGUGUCGUCACUUCAGCGCGUGCCUACCAAGCUCGUAUCACCUGUCAUCCAUAAUCACGUUCACAUCUCACCUGCUAUCAACGACAUGCUGGCUUCUAGUAAUGGCCCACCUUUCGGGCAACAAGACCAAGGCCCAAAACCACUCAAGAGGACAUAUGCACUCUACAUGGAGAGUGACGAGGAAUCGGACGAUGACUGGCAACCGCCGCAGAGCAUUGAUGACGUCCUUGCAAUCAUCCAUGCUCGCUACCCUGAUAUGAAGUUCCCACAGUAUGUGGAUAAGCUGAAGGAUCGCGGCAUACUUUAUUUGGUGACGGCAGCACAUUUUAGUAUUCAAUUCUACGAGGAGAAGAUCGGGAUGCCAGAGGGUGCUGCAUACAUGUUUCACGCUAGUGUUCACAAAGCUCAUAUGAAGGAGCAACGCGUGAAGAUGAGAAGGAAUGCAAAAGGGAAAAGGAAGGCACGGGUGCAACCUGACGACAAAGACAAAGAAAAUAUUCAUAAUCUAAAGUAA
This is a messenger RNA of Suillus fuscotomentosus, 804 nucleotides long. RefSeq lists its product as uncharacterized. The transcript has 2 exons. The record is from RefSeq and is a predicted model, not a curated record. Bases 1 to 804 code for a protein of 267 amino acids. NCBI's taxonomy places the organism in Eukaryota, Fungi, Basidiomycota, Agaricomycetes, Boletales, Suillaceae.